Messenger RNA from Acanthopagrus latus (yellowfin seabream), 2691 nucleotides. It is a transcript of the gene cyp21a2, whose product is annotated as steroid 21-hydroxylase. The transcript is spliced from 12 exons. Gene Ontology annotation, molecular function: steroid 17-alpha-monooxygenase activity; iron ion binding; heme binding. NCBI's taxonomy places the organism in Eukaryota, Metazoa, Chordata, Actinopteri, Spariformes, Sparidae. The record is from RefSeq and is a predicted model, not a curated record. Gene Ontology annotation, biological process: hormone biosynthetic process; progesterone metabolic process. Bases 112 to 1698 code for a protein of 528 amino acids.
AGUCAAAGCACCGACAGGCUGAGAGACUGCUGGGACGACUGGUGGUAUAAAUGUGGCCAGUGGUGUGCUGACCCAGCUUUCUGAAGUUGGACGCCAGCGCGAGGAGGCAGGAUGGUGAUAGAAAUAUCAGUGAUCAGUGUUGUGGCUGUGUUCCUGGUUUUGCUGCUGUUGAUUCUACUGAUUUGCAGUUCUGGUCAGAGAGGAGCAUCUGUAAAUGGAGACCACAAGGGCAGUGAGUCUACAGUAGCUGAUUCUGGACUGCUGCAGUGUCUCCAUCAGUUCCUUCCCGGCUCCUCCUCUCCUUCCCUCCCUGGUCCUCCCAGCUUCCCCCCCAUAGGCAACAUGAUGGAGAUGACACACGAUCACCUGCCAAUUCACCUGACCAGUCUGGCACAGCGGUACGGACACAUCUACCGCCUCAAAUGUGGAAACACAACCAUGGUUGUACUCAACAGCAGUGACGUCAUCAGAGAAGCACUGGUGAAAAAAUGGUCAGACUUUGCCGGAAGACCUGUUUCAUACACAGCGGACAUUGUGUCUGGAGGAGGGCACACCAUCUCUCUGGGAGAUUACAACGAGGAGUGGAGGGCUCAUCGCCGUCUCGUCCACGGCGCUCUGCAGCGCUGCUGCCAGCAGUCGCUGCAUGAUGUGAUCGAGAGACAGGCCCUGCAUCUGAGGAAGGUUUUGAUGGAGUAUGAAGGCAACGCUGUAGAUCUCUCGGAGGAUUUCACAGUGGCAGCCAGUAAUGUCAUCACUACUUUGGCUUUUGGAAAAGAAUAUGAUAAGAGUUCUUUGGAGCUGCAGCAGCUGCACAGCUGUCUGAAUGAGAUUGUGGCUCUGUGGGGCUCCUCCUGGAUUUCUGCCCUGGACUCCUUCCCGGUGCUCAGAAAAUUACCCAAUCCCGUGUUUGCCCGUCUCCUGAAAGAGGUGGCCAGGAGAGAUGAAAUUAUAAGAAAACAUCUCAACGAUUACAAGUCACAAGAGAGAAAAAAUGAGGAUGCCAUCACAGGAUCCCUCCUCCAGGGCGUUGAAAAACAGCACAACACAGAGCAGGGAGUGCUCCUCACAGAUGUUCAUGUUCACAUGGCCACCGUGGACCUGCUCAUCGGGGGAACGGAGACCACAGCAGCCUGGCUCAGCUGGACUGUGGCCUUCCUCCUGCACAGACCAGAGGUGCAGACCAAGGUGUAUGAGGAGAUGUGUACAGUGCUGGAGGGACGAUACCCCAAGUACAGUGACAGACACAGGCUUCCCGUGUUGUGCGCUCUCGUCCACGAGGUGCUCAGGCUGAGGCCGGUCGCCCCGCUGGCGGUGCCGCACAGAGCCAUCAGAGACAGCAGUAUUGCUGGUUAUUUCAUCCCGAAGAACACGGUCAUCAUUCCCAAUCUGUUCGGAGCUCACCACGAUCCUGCGGUGUGGCCCGACCCAUACAGCUUCAAGCCAGAGCGCUUUCUGGAGGGAGGAGGAGGCUCCACACGUGCCCUGAUGCCUUUCGGAGGAGGGGCCCGCCUCUGCCUGGGGGAGUCGGUUGCCAGAAUGGAGCUCUUUCUGUUCACGGGCUACUUGCUGAGAGAUUUCCAGUUCAUCCUCCCUGAGCGGGAGGCCUCUCUGCCCGACCUGAGAGGAGUUGCUAGUGUUGUGCUCAAGGUCAAGUCCUACACAGUUACAGCACGACCAAGAGCAGUGCCUACUCCCUGAACUAGAGGGUGUGCUGCCUAUUUCAAACUCGGGUGAUUGUUUAAAAAAAAAAAGUUAUUUGUUUGUUUUUUACCUGCUGAAGUAAAUCCAGAUCCUUCACAUGUGUGUUCAUCAAUGCUUCUGUCUCAUUGCAUCUAAUGUUUGAUAUACUGAUUAAAAUGUAUGUGAUCAUGACCAUGACCUCCUCGUCGAGGAAGAGGCCAGACAUCAGCAUCACCAGCUGAAGAGGAUUUUCUCCAGAAGGUAAAAAGAACGGAGUGAACACUGUUCAGGGGGAGCUGCAUACAAAUCAAAAUCUGGGGAAUAUGCAACUCACUGUAAAACUGAAGCUGAUCAUAUACCAGGACCUGUACAAGGGCAAGCAAUGUGUGUGAUAAAGUCUGGCAGCACCAGCCGGGGGACAACUGCUGAACAUGCUGCUGAACAUUUAAAUACCUUCCCUCCUGUGGAAAAUGUUCAGCAGACCUCCUCCUCGUCAUCACUGGGUCGGAGGAACAUCUUAUAGAGGAGUUUGUAUUCACAACAUCUAUAGGCACCUGGCUGAUAGAUAACAGUAAUAACAGGCACUACUAUAUGGUUUUAUUAUUCACACAUGUGACAGACAGAUGAAAUGUUUCAUGAAGCAGAAGGAAGAUGAAUAUGAGUUCCUCUCAUGGGCUGGUCUUAAAGAAAACUGUGAGUUCACUUCCUUAAAAUCUGUUUUGAAAUAAGCUUCUGCUGUCAGAGGAUUUAGAAAUAAGCAAGAAAAACUGAGAGGAGGAUGGCUUCAUUUUCACUGUUGAGGCUUUUUCUUCUUUCUUUGACACACGCAGCAGCUGGACUUCAGCCAUCUGGUAAUUAUGGAAAAAAAUAAAACGUUUCUAUUGUUGAUCUGCUGCACAGUUGAUUCAGGAUAUGAUUUAAUAACUAUUAUCAUCUCUGUGUUGAUGUAUUUCAUAGGAUCUUGUAAAAUAUUUGAAAUGUUCACAAUUAAAAUGAAGCUGCAACCAGUGA